AUGACUUUCUUUGGACGGAUGCUUUUUGUGUUGGCUUUAUUCAACUUGCUCUGUGUCCACAGCAGGCCGACAGUUGUGCACCUGCGUAGCAUGGAAAGCUUCAUUCGUGCAGUGAAGCAGGUCGAAGACUCCAACUCUGACCUGUCGCCUCUGACUCUGGUCAGAGCCCUGCGAAGGACUGCUGGCCAUGAUGAUGUCAUGACCAUUCAUUUCUUGGGCGCAUCAUAUCAUCUCAAUGACACGGAGUUUCUAGAGAAAUCAAUUCUUAAUGCAUCAUCCUUCAGCUUUUUUGAUAAGGCCAUCCACCACAUUGUGACAGACCAUGGAGAAGAACGGGGGGUGGUUCUUGCUCCAGACGGCACCACAGUGGCACUUGCACCCUUGUUACUGGGGAUUGAAUCAGGACUGAAGGCUCAGAUGGAGGGGACUCGAGCUGUUGGACUGUUCCCUCUCACCCUUGGCAGGAUGCUAGGUCUCUCGUUCCUCAGCCUUCAGGACAUCCCACCAUCUCUACGUAUAGGGCCUAACGGGUGCUGGGACAAUGUAGACCACCCAAAGGUGUACAAGCUAUCUCAACCUGCCACUCUGGCCACAGACGCUAUAAUCAAUGGUGGCAUGGAUGGGGUUAUCCUGGGCAUGGACCUCAGCAGUCUGCCUAUGUCUGAACGGCCCCAGAACCUCAGUGAGAUCUUAAAAGGAUACUACAGUUUUACUCUGAAUGAGGAGCAGGGUCUGGAUACUGUGACCAGCCAUGUCAGCCCAAGGAGAAGGGAGCUCUCCAGAGCACUUCUGGAGUCACCUGAUCUUCAAAACCAAAUCAUGGAGACACUUGCUUUGGUGUGGAAGUUGGAGAAGACAGAGUGGAUUGCUAAAGACACCGGCGUACAAAAGGCAGUGAAGGAUGGACUGAAGACAUUUGUAUACAGGUACUGGGACUGCCCUCAAAUUAUCCCUCGCUGCCAGUGGGGGGCAAAAGCUUACCGGGGUACACCGAUCCCACUGUCCCUUCCCCUCCAGUUUCUCUACAUUCACCACACCUAUGAACCCUCAUCGCCCUGUUUAUCCUUUCCAAGCUGCUCCCGUGACAUGAGGGCCAUGCAGCGCUUCCACCAGGAAGAUCGUGGAUGGAGCGACAUUGGAUACAGCUUCGUGGUCGGCUCUGAUGGAUAUGUCUAUGAGGGCAGGGGUUGGAACACGGUUGGCAGACACACGAGGGGGCACAAUGCCAUAGGCUAUGGUGUGUCAAUCAUUGGCAACUACACAGCCACACUGCCGUCUCGUCACGCCAUGGACCUGCUACGUCACCAGUUGGUGCGUUGUGCUGUGGAUGGAAAUGGACUUGCCGUCAACUUCACCAUCCACGGCCACAGACAGGUGGUGAACUACACUGCCUGCCCUGGGGAUGCAUUAUUCUCAGAAAUACAAGGCUGGGAACAUUUCAGGGAAUGA
Molecule: messenger RNA, 1449 nt
Organism: Nematolebias whitei (Rio pearlfish)
Lineage: Eukaryota; Metazoa; Chordata; Actinopteri; Cyprinodontiformes; Rivulidae
Product: N-acetylmuramoyl-L-alanine amidase-like
Exons: 4
Coding region: 1-1449 (482 amino acids)
Biological process (GO): defense response to Gram-positive bacterium; detection of bacterium; peptidoglycan catabolic process
Molecular function (GO): zinc ion binding; N-acetylmuramoyl-L-alanine amidase activity; peptidoglycan binding
Source: RefSeq, a predicted model, not a curated record